Diplodia corticola is the source of this 4173-nucleotide messenger RNA. Its product is annotated as udp-glucose:sterol glycosyltransferase. Lineage: Eukaryota; Fungi; Ascomycota; Dothideomycetes; Botryosphaeriales; Botryosphaeriaceae. Gene Ontology annotation, biological process: carbohydrate metabolic process. The record is from RefSeq and is a predicted model, not a curated record. The coding region runs from base 1 to 4173 and encodes 1390 amino acids. Gene Ontology annotation, molecular function: hexosyltransferase activity; UDP-glycosyltransferase activity. The transcript has 5 exons.
AUGGCCUCCGAGCACAACUCGCGGGACCAGCCCCCCCGGUGGUCCCCCCGACGCUCCCGCGUCCCGCGCAAGUCCUUCGAGAUCCCCGAACGCCUCCGCCAUGGUCAAGACGAGGACGAGGACGAAGACGUCACCGCGCCCAAGUCCAACGACCCUCGCUACACCCACCGUUCCGUCUUCGAUCUGAUCACUCACGCUGGCUCUGUCGCCAACUUGCGCUCUCGCUUCACCCACGACGAGCUCAGCGAGGGCGAGGAGGAAGCCGACCAUGCCGCGGUAACCCAGUCCCUCGGGCCCUCAGCACUUGCUGCCACCGCCCCCCAGAGCUCAGCCCAACCAGAACAGAAGUCCGAAAAGCAUCGUCGCAACCGUUCCAUAAUCCGCACACUCCAGAAGCUCCACGUCAAGCCCUCCAAGGACCGCAGCCACGCCCCCGCCGAUGAUGCCAUGUCCUCCUCGCAGAUUCUCACGCCGAAACCGCCACAAAUGGAACAAAACGAGACGGGGAAUGACGGGACCAGCUCGGUGGAAGGCCAACUGAAGGCCAAGGCUGAAAUGGAGGCUUCCGCCCUCGGGUCGGACCUCCGUACAGCGCACGAUGCCUUCGGCGUCCGCCAUUCUGCGGUCAAAGGUCCCGAUGAUCUCUCACAGAGGCUCAUGGAGAUUUUCGGAUUCGACGCUGAAGAGGAUGUCGUUUCUGAACACCCCUGCUGGUUGCUGCAGACCGUCCUCCUCCAGGGUUAUUUGUACAUUACUCAGAAGCACAUCUGCUUCUACGCCUACCUGCCCAAGAAGACUAAGGAAAUCACCAAGUCCGGAUAUCUCUCCAAGCGUGGCCGUACCAUGUGGAACCGAUCAUGGUUCAUCCUGAAGGGUGACGUUUUGGCAUAUUACAACGACCCGACCGACCUUUACUUCCCUCGUGGCCGGAUCAACCUGCGCUACGCCACAUCUGCCGUUCUGAUGGAACACAAGGACAAGGCUCGCGAGCCCACCGACAUUUCCAUCUCUACCAACCAGAAGAAUUACGUACUACGGGCCGAGAGCGCUGCCAGUGCCAAGGAAUGGGUCAAACUGCUGCAGAAGGUCAUCUUCAAGUCCCACAAUGAUGGGGACAGCGUGAAGAUCUCUAUCCCACUCUCCAACGUCAUGGAGAUCGAGGACAACCCUGUACUGGACUAUGCCGACACCAUCAAGGUCGGGGUCGUUGACAAUGACGAUUCGUACGCCGUUGACGAAUACUUCUUUUCCUUUUUUGGCUCCGGCGAGGAACCAAUGCGUUUUAUGAAGAACGUGUGGGACGGCUGCAGGCGGCAACCAGGUCUUACGGCUGAGCGCCCUACGACGCCUGCAGGUGAAAAACGCCUCAAGACACCUGCUAGCCCCCCAUCUCGUAACUCCGGAAGUCCGGUGCGAUCUACCAUCUUCCAGCCAACUCUAGGGACGCUAUCACCGACUUCCCCGCCGUUUCGCCGCCCAUCGAGUCGAAGGGUCAGCGGCGAAUCCGCGAGAUCUAGUUCUGACCGGGGACGACGCAGCUUCAGUAGAGGGCAGGAGAAACGGCUUUCUGGUGUCGCACAAAGCGAGGGCUCCUCUAGGGUACGAGAUUCCUCUGAAUCUGCCUGCCUUUCGAUGGAACCGGACACAUCAUCGUCUGCCGCCAUUCAAUCGAUCAAUGAGACGGAUGCAUCCGCUAGCCAAAUCCUCAGCCGUAGCGACGUCUUUCAUAGACCCGCUGUAGAGCUUGCGGAUUCGGAUGUCAAUCCCAGAGCGUCCCAGGACACCGCUCGCUCAGCAAAGAAGCAUCCCUAUCCCAGGACAGAGCAGACCAUCAGCACACGCUCAAGGACGCCGGUUCAGAACUCGAGAGAGAUGGGAAAUGACAGUGAGCUUCAGGACGACAGACUGCAGGCAUCGGCUUCCGGUUAUUAUUCUGGGAUUGUUAGUGCUGGUGCGAAGCCGUUCACGAGAGCCACUGGACUAGUUGGCUCUCUCAGGCGGGGGACACUGGCACUGGGCAGCCGGCUGACAACAGAUACCAUGAGCGUGUAUGACAAGGUGUCCGGCAUGUGGGCUGGUGGACGGAAGCACUAUGGGGAGGACGGUCAGAUCUUUGACGAAGAACCACGCGAUAUCGUUGAUGACUCGGACGCUGUCUCCCAUAACGAGCGCUUCCGCCAGCACUUCGCCUUGCCCGAUAGCGAGAGCCUGCGAGCAACCUUCUUUUGCAAUCUGUGGAGGGUGCUUCCGCAGUACGGGAAAAUCUACAUGAGUGACAGGUACUUCUGCUUCAGGAGUCUCUUGCCAGGUACUCGGACCAAGCUCGUCCUGCCCCUCCGUGAUAUCGAAAACGUCAUGAAGGAGAAAAGCUUCCGUCUGACCCAUCAGGCUCUCGUCGUGGUUGUUCGCGGUCAUGAAGAGUUGUUUUUCGACUUUUCGCGCGGCGAUAUUCGAGAUGACUGUGCAGUUACCAUUCACCAGAAACUCGAGCAGGUUCGCUACCUGCAUUCCUCGGGGCUCCUCAGCGAAGAGAACCUACUGCAAGCUGAGGAGGCAAAGGCGGAGAAUGACCUGCUCCAACAUGCUCGAAUCCCGGAAAAGCAGCCCGCGCUACCGGCGCGCAUUGACGAGCUGGAGCAAUCUGGAGCCGCUAUCAUAUUCGAUGACCCCCAGGCCUCCAUGCUUGAUUUCACCCCCCGGGAGCCCAUGAGGAUCACCUGUCUGACAAUCGGGUCCCGCGGAGAUGUCCAACCCUACAUAGCGUUGUGCAAGCGACUGAUGAAGGAAGGACACCAGACAAAGAUCGCGUCUCAUGAAGAAUUUGGCGAUUGGGUCCGCAGCCACGGCAUUGGUUUUGAGCCUGUGGCAGGUAACCCAGCCGAGCUCAUGCAGCUUUGCGUUGAGUCUGGUAUGUUUACUGCUACCUUUCUAGCGAAGGCGCAUUUCACGUUCCGCGGCUGGUUGAGCGCACUCCUCGAAUCUGCAUGGCAAGCUUGCCAGGAUUCCGACCUUUUGAUCGAGAGCCCUAGCACCAUGGCCGGAAUCCACAUCGCCGAAGCAUUAGAGAUCCCCUACUUCCGCGCGUUCACCAUGCCCUGGACCAGGACACGCGCCUAUCCGCACGCCUUUGCGGUUCAGGAGAAAAAGAUGGGCGGGACCUACAACUUCCUCAGCUACGUGCUGUUCGAGGAAGUAUUCUGGAAGGCAACCUCAAGCCAGAUAAAUUCUUGGAGGAGGAAGACACUCAAACUGGCACCAACGAGCUUGAAGAAGCUGCAGAUCAACAAGAUCCCCUUCAUGUACAACUUCAGCCCUUCGGUAGUCGCACCACCUCUUGACUUCAGCGACUGGGUUCGCGUCACUGGAUAUUGGUUCCUCGAUGAAUCCCAGAACUAUAAGCCCCCAAAGGACCUCCUUGACUUCAUCAGCCGGGCUCGCAGUGACGGAAAAAAGCUUGUGUAUAUCGGCUUUGGCUCGAUUGUCGUCGAGGACCCCAGGGCGAUGGAGAAGUCCAUUGUUGAGGCUGUGGUGAAGGCAGACGUCCGUUGCAUUCUGUCGAAAGGUUGGUCUGACCGUUUAGGUAAAGACGAGAAACCCAAGGUGGAAGUGCCUCUUCCCGCAGAGGUCCACCAGAUCAGCUCUGCUCCGCACGACUGGCUGUUCAGGCAGAUCGACGCAGCUGCACACCACGGAGGAGCUGGUACUACGGGUGCAUCUCUCCGCGCCGGCAUUCCGACCAUUAUCAAGCCGUUCUUCGGCGAUCAGUACUUCUUCGCAUCUCGCGUUGAGGAUCUCGGCGUCGGAGUCCACAUCAAGAAGCUGAAUGUUGGCGCCCUUUCCCGUGCGCUUUGGACGGCUACACAUGACGACCGCAUGAUCACGGGUGCACGCUUGGUCGGCGAGAAAAUCCGCAAUGAGGAUGGCGCUGGCGAAGCGGUCAAGACCAUCUAUCGGGAUCUUGAGUACGCUAGGUCGCUUAUCAAGUGGCGCAACCGGCCCAUGACUGAAGACGAUUUGGGCGAUGAUGCGGAGGAAGAAUGGACCUUCGUUGAUGACGACAAUGAUCCUGAGCUGCGGCGCCACACAGAAUCUGAUCAAGCGGUUGCGCAGAUGCAAGCUCAGCUUAAACAAUUACGCCAAGGAGGCCACGGGCCCGAGGGCGUAAGUACCUAG